This is a messenger RNA of Durotheca rogersii, 924 nucleotides long. RefSeq lists its product as uncharacterized. Bases 1 to 924 code for a protein of 307 amino acids. The record is from RefSeq and is a predicted model, not a curated record. Lineage: Eukaryota; Fungi; Ascomycota; Sordariomycetes; Xylariales; Xylariaceae. The transcript has 2 exons. Gene Ontology annotation, cellular component: mitochondrion.
AUGGCCGCCGGCGUACUGCGUCUAUCGCGACCAUGGCUGGCUUCCUCGAGGCUAUCGUUCCCCGUCCGCUUCUGCCCUAGCCUCCACUGCAGCGCGAGCAGCAUCACGGCGACGCGAUGUUAUAGCGCCGCGCCGAAGAGGAACCGCGCAAAGCCGCCGUCGCGAAUCACCGUAUCCGGCCAAAAGGAACGUUUCGUGCAGAUAGAGGCCAACAUGACCCUGCUAUUACCUCUUACCCUCGUGGCCCCUCCCAUCUGGCGGUAUCCGCGUGAGCCAACCAAGUUCUUCCACAUGCUGUGGCUGAACCUGAAGGCGCGCUUCCAGACGCUGGCGAUGAUCGUCUCCGUAAAGGUGGUGUCGCAGCCCAAGCUGCUGCUGAGCCGGCCCCGUUUUCGGUUCGGCCUGUCGGCUGCCGUGCCCGCGGCGAAGGCGCUGCACAGCCGCAUGUCCGAGGCCCUCGCCGUCGGCGACAAGGAGACCCUGCGCAGCAUCUGCACUCCGGAGCUGUUCCGCACCCUCGCCGCCACCAUCGACUCGCGGCCCCCCGGGGUCCGCGCCGAAUGGCAGCUCGCGCACUACGACAUGGCCUGGCGCUACCCCCGCGUCGCCGACUGGCGCGUCUCGUUCCAACCCCUCCGCGACGGCGGCAACAAGCUCAUCAAGCAGGUCGUCGUCAGCAUCGCGAGCACCCAGCGCAUCACGCGCUACGACGAUUCCCGCGGCGGCGUCCGCAUCGCCGGCAGCGACCGCAUCCGCCCUCGUAUGGUCGAGCACCUCGUCCUCCAGGCCACCGUCGACCGGGCCACGUACCAGAGUUCCCCCUGGAAGAUCUGGGGCACCCUCCCCGAGAUGACUUACGAGAGCUACCGCGCCGAGCUCGAGAACGUGGAGUCCCUCGUAGCCAGCCGGGCGGAUGACGCCUAG